Homarus americanus (American lobster) is the source of this 3164-nucleotide messenger RNA. Its product is annotated as macrophage mannose receptor 1-like. The transcript is spliced from 11 exons. Bases 278 to 1444 code for a protein of 388 amino acids. Gene Ontology annotation, molecular function: signaling receptor activity. NCBI's taxonomy places the organism in Eukaryota, Metazoa, Arthropoda, Malacostraca, Decapoda, Nephropidae. The record is from RefSeq and is a predicted model, not a curated record.
UCUGUCCAGAGCCACUGUCACUCUUCUAGACUAGCCAAGAGACUGUCUUCUCAUAGCUUUCCUGACGGCGGUGCUGGGGGACCUGGGAACGAACGUGUGGCUGGGACUCAGGAAUAACCAAAGCUUCCACUGGAAGGACAACACCUCUGUAACCUAUACGAGCUGGGCCCCAGGGGAACCCAACGGCAUUGAUGGAGAGGAAGGAUGUGUUGAGGCCUCGCAUGUCACAGGGUUAUGGAGUGACGUUCCCUGUACCUCCACACGUGGCUAUGUCUGUAUGGUAGAUACUGACUCUCACCUGAUGACCGAGGCUCCUUACACUACCUGUGCCUCACCCUUCAGCCUCUACAUUGCCUACAAUGGUGCCUGUUACCAUCCCCACUCCACAUACAAGACCUGGAAGGAGGCGGAGACCACGUGUAAAGAUGAGGGUGCACACCUGGUGUCGGUGAGUGAGCCAACGGAGGGGGCAUUUUUAUGGAUGCUGGCUAAGAAUCACAAUUUCACCCAAACAUGGCUCGGUCUUCAUUACAGCUACGACAACUCUCGGUUCUUAUGGAGCGACUCUACCCCAACCACUUACACCAACUGGGGUAUGAGUCAGCCGAACACCAGCCUAACCAACCAUGCGUGCGUCUGGUUAAACUCCAUGGGCGGACUUUGGUACAGCCAGUUGUGUGAUGAUCUGAGGCCAUUCGUCUGUAAGUACAAGAAUGUAUCUGUGAUCAGCCACGACCCCCCUGCCACUGGCCGCUGUCCGGAUGCUCGCUGGCUGGACUUGGGGAACGGUUUUUGCUACCUUGUCUCCCAAUACAAACAGCCAUGGGACGAGGCCAGGAGGACUUGUGUGCUGGAGAAUAGCAACUUGGCAUCCAUACAUUCGGAGGCAGAGAUGAUCGCGGUCACUGUGGCAAUACAUGGCAUUACUGACCCGUUGUGGAUCGGCCUGGUAAAGGAGGAACACGGUUAUGGCUGGAGUGAUAGGUCGGGAGUGGACUAUGUCAAUUGGGGAGUCGAUGAACCUGGUGGGGGAACCGAUGAGGGGUGCGUCCUGGUUUAUACACAGACAGGGAGCUGGAGCGACACGCACUGCUCCACCGCCGCACAUUAUCUCUGCAAGACACUCAAAAUCCAAAUGAAGGAAGUGACGAACCCACCAGUACCAGGGCCUUUCACACCACAGUCUCCCACCACACCACCAGGCCCAGACCCGAAAAUUGGUGCUGGAGGGAUCGUUGGCAUCACCCUGUCUGUGGUAUUCGUGGUGGCGUGUGUCGCUUUUGUGGUCAACAGCUAUCGUAAAAGUGGACCUAGACGAAGGAUUAAGUCACUCCCUUACAGCGUCGAGGACUUUCCUUUCUCAACUGAAAGUGACAAGGACAGUGUGGACCUUCACCGGACGUACAGGACGGCCAGCUUAAACUCCUCCAGUACCAUAAAUUAACUCAUUUGCGCAUUUUUUGCGGCUUUGCCGCUGGCUAGCUCCUCAAUGAGCGUCAUUACUUGCUCAGCUCAUUAACAAGGUCGUUGUGUAUUAAUCUUUACAGACAGCUUGCAAUGGCCAGGAACUGAUGUAAUAGAGUUAAAUAAUAAACAACAAAGUACACAUCAAGAACGAAAAUAAAAAUUAAUGUAAAAUAUGAGUUUCAAUUACAACAAUAUUUCGGCCAAUAUCUUAUAUGUUCUGAUGGCAUUCUCCAUGAAUCUAUGAUUCUUAUAUCUAGCAAAGCAAUAUUUGCGUCCGGCAGUCAUCUUUGUUUAACUACCAGAAAAGUCUCUCAAAGUCAGGGGCUGAUAUUUUCUACAAAGUAUCGAUGGUUUAGUGUACAUACUGUACACUGCAAUGUACACAGUUUCUAAUGGGCAGUCAACGCUAUGAGACCCAUUUUACUUUUUCAUCAAAAUGUGACAUGCAGCUACCUUGACAUCAUGAUGCUAACCCUGGGUUAUUCUCUAACACGAUCUUCUGUUUAGGUGUAGUGUAGGCAAGAUGCAUGCUUCACAGACCAUGUACAGGUGGAAGAUAAAACAAAGAAACAGACAGAGAAAGAGCGAAAAGAAUGAGAUAUAAUUUGACAGAUCGAUAAAUGGAUAAGCCUUACUGACAAUUUAACCCUUUCACUACGGGGACGCCACUUAUAAUAUUUUAUUUGGCUAAUACAAGACGACUUUAUCCAGUACAGAGAAACACCCAGGGGGCACACAAGGGGUUAAUCUGGUCGUUUGCCCCUAAUUGGAAACGAAAUAUUAUUGGAAGAUUAAAAUUUAAAGAGAUAAACAAAUAAAAUACAAGGACAGUUCAUAUUAAGUUGUCAAAAAAGGUAGUUACAGGAAGUACUGGAUCAGUAGAAGGAUAUACUAGUAUUCUAAUAAUAUUAAAAUAAUAAUAAUAAUAAUAAUACAAAUAAAGAUAAAAAUGAGUGAAACAGUUUGACAAUGUAUAAAACGAAGUGUACAAAAUUCUAUUGGUGUACUUUGUGUUUUCUUGUUAAUGGACUUGAGCAGGGCGAGUGUGUGCAUGCACUGUACAAAUCAAACAUUCAUAUUAUAAUGACUACGUGGAACUUACUUAUUUUGCUGUUAACCUUGUACAGUAUUUUAUGGUUAUUAACAAUACGGGUAUAUUCACCCAAACAAAUAUACAUAAGAUGACUGUUGGUGUAGUAUUGACGAGGGCACUUUGCUUAGGGCCAAGUUUCUCGUGGAAUCAACUUUACCCAUUGAGAUAAUUCAUAUUUAAUAGUCUAAAUGGAGUAAAAUUUAAGGGACUUACAUCAUAAAAAUCCAGCCCAAUCAUGAAUAUUUAGACAAGAGAUGGGGAAAAUACUUGGUUUAUAACUAUCCUAUGUCAACCAUUGUGUGAUAAGUGACGACAGAUCGAUCUAUGACGACAUGUGUGAAUAUUUAUAUAAUGCAAAUAAUACUUAAAUGUAUAAUACCAGUGGUUUUGAUAGGUGGAAGGGAAACACAGGGAUGAGUUGACUUUCUUUACUACUCUAACGUUUCGGGCUACACGGAACCCAUCUUUAAGGAGUAGUAGUAGGUAUGUAGAGAAAAAACCCAAUAACUCUACGGAAUUCCUCAGUGGAUAUCAUGAACUCUGAUCUAGAAGACGUGAGAAAUGCAGGGAGACCUGACAGUUGUAGCAUUAGUAAAUAUGACAA